Drosophila takahashii is the source of this 555-nucleotide messenger RNA. Its product is annotated as accessory gland protein Acp29AB-like. The record is from RefSeq and is a predicted model, not a curated record. Lineage: Eukaryota; Metazoa; Arthropoda; Insecta; Diptera; Drosophilidae.
AUGUUUAGAAUCGGUAUUGUAUUAUUCUACCUGGUGAUUGUUGGAAAUCGUUUUGGAUCUUUAACUCAGGCCCCGGAAGAUAAUACAUUAAAGAUCCAAUUGGAUUCCCUCAGAGAAGCAAUCAGCGGUGUUCAAGAGCAGCUUUCUUCUAUUCACGGAAACCUUAAAGACAUUAAAACAUCCCUCAAGCCGCGUUUUGAACGGAUCGCCGGAAGAUACUUCUUCUUCGAGCACACCCAGAAAAAAACUUGGACUGAUGCCAUAGCCGCAUGUCGUUCUGAAGGAGGUUAUCUGGCAUCUUUUAAAGGCGAUUGGGAGUUCAGUGCCGUCAGUUGGCGACUCCAAAAAGAUACUCACUACUGGACGGGCAUCAAUCAGCGAGCGGAAAAACGACACUACGUUUCCGUAACCUCUGGAAAUUCGGUUAACUAUAUGAGGUUCAAAGAUUUGGCAUGGGAAAAAGGGGACUGCUUUACCAUGUUUAACGGAUUUUUGUACUUUGAAGAUUGUAAUGAAAAGCAUAACUACAUUUGUCAGGGUGACAAUAGAACAUAA